Messenger RNA from Bacidia gigantensis, 3183 nucleotides. RefSeq lists its product as uncharacterized. Gene Ontology annotation, cellular component: clathrin-coated vesicle; actin cortical patch. The record is from RefSeq and is a predicted model, not a curated record. Gene Ontology annotation, biological process: actin filament organization; clathrin coat assembly; endocytosis. The transcript is spliced from 10 exons. Gene Ontology annotation, molecular function: clathrin light chain binding; phosphatidylinositol-3,4-bisphosphate binding; phosphatidylinositol-3,5-bisphosphate binding. Lineage: Eukaryota; Fungi; Ascomycota; Lecanoromycetes; Lecanorales; Ramalinaceae. Bases 1 to 3183 code for a protein of 1060 amino acids.
AUGUACGGAGGCUCUAACACGCGAAAUGUGGACCUGGGCAAAUCCGAGAAUGACCUCGCCAUCAAUAUUCGCAAGGCCACAAGCAUUGAGGAGACUGCGCCAAAACGCAAACAUGUUCGCGCCUGCAUUGUUUAUACGUGGGACCACAAAUCUUCUCAGUCUUUCUGGGCUGGCAUGAAGGUUCAGCCUAUCCUCGCAGACGAAGUGCAGACGUUCAAAGCCCUGAUUACCGUCCACAAAGUCCUGCAAGAGGGUCACGCUAUUGCCGUGAAAGAAGCGCAGACGAAUAUACACUGGCUUGAAAGCCUGAUGAGGAAUGUAGCAGGAGAUGGGCUCAGAGGCUAUGGACCCCUCAUCCGAGACUAUGUAUACUUCCUGCUCGCUAAGUUGGCCUUUCACCGCCAACAUCCUGAGUUCAACGGACUCUUCGAAUAUGAAGAGUACAUUAGCCUCAAAUCUAUCAAUGAUCCUAACGAAGGGUACGAAACCAUUACGGACUUGAUGACCUUGCAGGACCAAAUAGAUACAUUCCAAAAACUCAUUUUUGCACAUUUCAGAGGCGGUGCCAAUAACGAAUGCAGAAUAUCGGCAUUGGUUCCGCUUGUUCAGGAAAGCUAUGGGAUUUACAAAUUCAUCACCAGCAUGCUGCGAGCUAUGCACACAACCACAGGUGAUGAAGAGGCUCUGGAGCCUCUUCGAGGCAGAUACGACACGCAACAUUACCGUUUACUCAAGUUUUACUACGAGUGUUCCAACCUACGCUACUUAACGAGCCUCAUCACUGUACCCAAGCUUCCUCAAGAGCCUCCUAACCUCCUUUCCGAAGAUGAUGAGAAUAAACCAGCGUUACCGCGACGACCAACAAGAGACCUUGAAAGGAAAGAGGAGCUGGCACCAACACCUCCGCCUCCCGUCUCAGCACCGGACCCGGAGCCUAUCAAUGAGUUUUGGAAGACCGAACAGCGGCGACAACAAGAGGAGUUUGACACAGAACAACGGAGGCUGCAAGAUCAGUGGAACCAGCAGCAGUACCAACAACAGAUUGCCCAACAGCAAGCGGAGCGGGAUUUUGCGGAACAGCGGCGGUUGCAGGAAGAGCAACAACGUCUUGCCCAGGAGCAGCUGAUGCGAGAACAGUAUCAAGCCCACACGCAGGGCCGUAUGGCAGAGCUAGAACGUGAAAAUCUUAAUGCCAGGGCCCAAUACGAACGUGACCAACUGAUGCUGGAGCAGUACGAUCGUCGGAUGAAAGACCUUGAGAGUCAAUUGAACCAGUUGAACACCAACUUCUCUCAACAAACGGCAUCUAAAGACGAUCAGAUACAGGCAUUACAGGAACAAGUCAACACAUGGCGAUCAAAGUAUGAAGCUUUGGCUAAGCUUUAUUCACAGCUACGGCAGGAGCAUUUAGACCUUCUACAAAAGUUCAAGGGCGUGCAACUGAAGGCGGCUUCAGCGCAAGAAGCCAUCGACAAACGCGAAAAGCUCGAACGAGAGGUCAAGACCAAAAAUUUGGAGCUUGCGGACAUGAUCCGCGAGAGAGAUAGAGCCCUACAUGAAAAGGAUCGAGUCACAGGCGGGAAUAGGGAGGAAGUCGAGAAGCUGAAUCGAGAGCUUCGCUACGCGCUGGAAAAGGCUGAGAAUGCCGACCGUGCCAAAGGAUCCGAACUCUCUUCGAUGCUCUCGAAGUACAAUAGAGAAAUGGCUGAUCUUGAAGAGGCUCUUCGCAAAAAGAGUCGGGCACUCGAAGAUAUGCAAUCAAGAAUUGGUGAGCGGGAUGGCGACUUAGAGCGUAGUCUGCGUGACAAGGAAGAAGAACUCGAGAUCUAUAAAUCGGGAAUGGAUCAAACUCUGCUAGAAUUGAAUGAACUCAAAAUGAAUAACGGCGACAACGACAGAGCGCUUGAUGAUCAGAUAGACCAAGCGCUCUUGGGUAACAUACAGAAGCUGAAUGAUAUCAUCGAUUCAGUAUUACUAAGUGGCGUUCAGAGGGUGGACGAUUCGCUCUACGAGCUGGAUUCAACAAUGCAGGCUGGGAAUCAGAAUGCCUCUGCGCCAUACGUCUUGUCACAAAUUGAGAAAGCCUCCGCCAGCGCCACCGAAUUCUCCACUGCCUUCAACAAUUUCAUCGCUGACGGCCCAAACAGCCCUCAUGCUAACAUCAUCCGUACCAUCAAUACCUUCUCGGGGUCGAUAGCGGACGUCCUGAGUAACACCAAAGGCCUCACACGAUUUGCUACAGAAGAAAAGAAAGCAGACCAGCUUAUGAACGGUGCUCGACAAUCUGCGCAAUCGACCGUAAAGUUUUUCCGUGGACUGCAAUCAUUUCGUCUCGAGGGAUUAGAGCCUAUCCAGCGCACUGAUGUGGUCAUCAACAACAAUCAUGAGGUUCUCAUGAAUCUUCAGAAGCUUUCCAAACUUGCGGACGCCUUCGCACCGAAAUCUGACAAAUUAUCGAAUAUCAAAGGCGACCUGGGAGACCUUGUAGAUCGGGAGAUGACCAAUGCGGCUAAGGCUAUAGAUGCUGCUACAGAACGUUUAACCAAGCUUAUGAAGAAACCUCGGGAUGGUUACAGCACCUAUGAGCUUCGCAUCCACGACAGCAUCCUUGAAGCUGCCGUUGCUGUCACUAACGCUAUUGCCCAACUCAUCAAAGCAGCAACGGCCUCACAACAAGAAAUUGUGAAAGAGGGACGAGGCUCAUCAUCCCGCGCCGCAUUCUAUAAGAAGAACAACCGAUGGACUGAGGGUCUCAUUUCAGCUGCAAAGGCUGUUGCCUCCUCAACUAAUACGCUAAUCGAAACAGCGGAUGGUGUCAUCUCUCAACGCAACAGUCCCGAACAGCUGAUUGUCGCCAGCAACGAUGUAGCUGCUUCGACCGCACAGCUUGUCGCUGCCAGCAGAGUCAAAGCUCAUUUUGGAAGUCAGACCCAGGAUCGACUAGAGGAGGCGAGUAAGGCUGUGGGCAGAGCUUGCCGGAGCUUGGUCAAACAGGUGCAGAAUAUCAUUUCACAAAGGAACAAGGAUGAGGGUGAAGAGGUCGAUUAUGCUUCGCUCAGUGGGCAUGAAUUCAAAGUCAGGGAGAUGGAACAGCAGGUUGAGAUACUGCAACUUGAGAAUAAUCUAGCACAGGCGCGGCAGAGAUUGGGCGAAAUGAGGAAAAUAUCGUAUCAGGAGGAGUGA